AUGACAGAGGAAGAAAAGCAAGACAAUCAACCACCAGCAGCAACAGCAUCAUCAACGACGAAUCAAGUGAUUGUGACGUUUGAUUUGCGAGACAGUGGCAAAGAUGACAAUUACGGUUUGGACGAUAGUUCCGUCGGCCCUCGUGUGGCACCACCGGAUAUCGAAGAAGGUGCUCUGGAUCCUUCGGAUGACGAUUCGGAACUGUCUGCUUUGCCCCGACGAUGGUCUGAUUUUUCCGGUUUGGACAGUUCUGGCUUUGAUGCUUCCUUUGAAGAUGAACAUGAGCACAGCAGUAGUCUCGGCAACAAAAAGCGACGUGGCGCCAAAAAGGGAGUGCCCGACGAGUCCAUGCUCGUCUUGUCGCCACGAGCAGUCCUGGCACGACGCGUCUUGAUGAUCCUGUACACUUGUUUCGUGGUCCUCGUGUCGACCAUUUGCUUUCUGUUGGCGCAAGGUGCCAAUGAAUGUGUGCAAGACGAUUAUGCCUUUCCUCCCAUUGCGCUGGCACUCUUUAUCGCCAUGGCAUUCUCCUUGAUUGGUGGAGUCGCCUAUGCCUACGACACACUCCUACAACAACAACUCGUCAAUAUUCACAAAGCUGCCAAUCAAUCCAGAGCCAUUGUCACUUCUCUCUUCCCCAAACAAUUCCAUGACCAGCUCUAUCGAGAAGCCGCCAAGAAACAAGAACUAGGAGGACUCUCCAGAGAAUCUUUUGGAUCACACUCUCACUCUCUCGACCCGUUUCCAGCAACGCAACAUCACGCUACACCGGGCGCAUCCUUUCGCCACGCCAGCAAGAAAAAGGGCGACGCCAGCGAACGAGAUACAGAUGACGUUCCCGACCUCACAUCCAAAUCCAACAAGGCAUUUGCACCACUUCCCAAAGCCCGCCUCAAGUCGUUUUUGGAUCAUGAAGGAGACGCCAUGGAGAGUGGUCACUUUAUGCAACAUGCGCGUCCCAUUGCCGAUUUGUUUCCAUCGGCAACCGUCUUGUUUGCCGAUAUUUCCGGGUUCACCGCAUGGAGUUCCGAGCGAGAACCUGUCCAAGUCUUUUAUUUGCUCGAGUCGCUCUACAAGGCGUUUGAUCGAAUUGCCAGGCGUUUCGGAGUCUUUAAGGUGGAGACUAUUGGAGAUUGCUACAUGUGCGUCACGGGGCUUCCAGAUCCACAACCGGACCACGCCACGAGAAUGGUGCGGUUCUCACGACAAAUGAUCAAGCAGGGAUUGGAGAUUUGUAAAAAACUGGAAAGGACCUUGGGGCCGGAUACGGGGGACUUGAGGCUAAGGGUGGGAAUGCACAGUGGACCGGUCACGGCGGGCGUGUUGCGUGGGGAGAAGAGUCGGUUCCAGCUUUUUGGUGACACAGUCAACACUGCUUCCAGAAUGGAGAGUACGGGGGAGCGUCAUCGCAUUCAGCUAUCGCAGACCACUGCUGAUUUGGUCAUUGCCGCUGGGAAGGAAAACUGGAUCUUACCACGUCCGGAUCUCGUCGAAGCAAAGGGAAAGGGGGAUAUGCAAACCUACUGGGCCAUUCAUCACUCCAACAGAGAUGCGCGAACCGCCAACUCCGUCACGGGAGUUUCCAGUGUAUCUGGAGAAUCCAUGCGCUCCAGUCUUCCAUCGGGUGAGCACGGAAACGGUUGGGAUGGUCCUCAGGAGGACGAAAACUUUAUCUUGAACUUGCCAACAACCUCUCGAAGUGCGAAGAAUGCACGUCUAGUCGACUGGAAUGUUGAGUUGUUGGUCCAACAACUCAAACGCGUCGAGGCUCAACGAAGUCCAAAUCUUGCAGGCAAGUUCGUGGAAGACCCAAUGGCGGUGCUCAAAGACAAGGCCGAAACGCCAUACGAAGAAGUGGUGGAAGCCUUUCAAAUCCCCAAGUUUGACGAUGGGCACGUCUUCCGAGAUUCCAUGUCCGUCGAAUUGGAUUCAAAGGCUGUGGAGCAGUUGCACCAGGUCGUCACCAUCAUUGCCGACAAAUACCGUGACAAUGCCUUCCACAGUUUCGAACACGCAAGCCACGUUACGAUGUCUGUGCACAAGCUUCUCAAUCGAGUUGUUACUCCCGAUGAAGUUGACUAUCAGAGGGACGCUGUCGAUGCCAUUGGUUUGGACGUCCAUAACUAUACCUACGGUAUCACUUCUGACGCUCUUAGCCAGUUCGCCAUUGUCUUCUCGGCUCUUAUUCACGACGUGGACCACACUGGUGUCAGCAAUCCUCGUCUGGCCGAAGAAAAUCCUGAGCUUGGAGACAAGUACAAGAAUCGAAGCAUUGCCGAGCAAAAUUCUGUCGAUAUUGCGUGGGAGCUUUUGAUGCAGCCUCAAUACAAAGAAUUGCAGCAAGCCAUCUUCCGUAGCGAAGAAGAACUUUUGCGAUUUCGGUCGGCCGUUGUAAACGCAGUCAUGGCGACCGAUAUCUUCGAGAAGGAUGGAAAAGCAUUCCGCAAUCAACGUUGGGAGAAAGCCUUCCGCUCCAAGGAAGCACACGAAGAGUCUUCUGCCUUUGACGACGAGCAAAUCAACCUGAAGGCAACCAUUGUGAUUGAACACAUCAUUCAAGCUUCCGAUGUGUCACACACAAUGCAACAUUGGAGUAUCUAUCAGAAAUGGAACGAAAAGCUGUUCAGAGAGAUGUACAUGGCCUUUGAUGCAGGAAGGGCGGUGUCAGACCCAUCCAAAGGUUGGUAUAAGGGAGAGCUCUGGUUCUUCGACAAUUACGUGAUUCCGCUAGGGAAGAAGCUGGACGAAUGCAACGUGUUUGGCGUCUCUAGUGAUGAGUAUCUCAACUACGCCGAAACGAACCGCAAGAUUUGGGCCCAAAAGGGCGAAGAAGUCGUCAAGGAAAUGGUUGACAGGUACCAAAAGCGCAAGGAGUUGGAGAUUGGGGGGCUGACAACCGAUGAAAUCAAUGGCUUCUCUGCGAAGGACCUAGAGUACAUCAUGAAGAAGCUGAUCGAGAAGGGACGAAACAGCGGAACGAAGAAAGUGGAUGCUGCCAAGGGCCAAAACGACGCAGCUCAGGCAUGGAUGGAUGCCCUAGAGAUCUACCAGAGGGCUCCUUCGGCGACCGAAAUCAAAGACCGAUCCAUCAUCUUCCCGGUCUACUCUGGAAUCCAUCCUUGGCUCAAGGGAGGGAAAAUCUUCAACGACGAAGAAGGCUUCUUUGAGCAGAAUCUUGCUCGCAAGUUCGUACGCGAAGCCAAGUUGUAUCGAAAAAAUCCAAUCCACUACUACCGUGCGUUGAGCAUGCUCAGCGAGGUCACCGCAAAGAUCCAGGAUUAUUCUACAGCCAUCAAGCUGAGCGAGUUCAUCCUGACAAUGUACAAGCAAGAAAAGCAUUCACGGGAGUUCGAAAAGAUGUACGGUGUUGAUCGAGCGGCCACCCAAUUCGCGAACACUGCGGUUUACCACGAGCACCUGGGGAACCACGAUAAGGCAUCUCAGAUCAUCGAAUACGUACUUAACACGUUUCUCCCGGGCAUGGAUCCGACAAACACGUUGGGAAAUUUCGAGCUCAUGAUGCCAAUUAUUUACGUCCUCCAUUUGAGACGGGAAGACAAGAGAUGCUAUGACGUCUUCAAUGACGAAGUCGAGAGUAAAUUCCAAAAGCACCAUGGCCCGGACGCUUUCACACCCACCAAAUCAAUCCACAAACCCAUACUGUGGCUGUUCAAAAUUGCGCACGAUCUCGAUGGUUUCGAUGAACUCGAUGGUGUCGUAGAGUACUUUGCGGAGGACGACAAGGGAAUGCCCUUCCCUUUCCUGGAAAACAUUGUCGUGAAGACAACAUGGGGACCCAGUCAAAUGUUUGCUGAGCUCUGUCUGUUGGCAGCAAAGAAGCUUGAACGCGAAAAUGGGGACAUGGAAGUUCGGAACAAAAUGCUGCUGAAGGCAUUGAAACUGACGAGGAUGUCUGACUACAACAUCAGAGACAAGAACGGAAACGUGUUGCUUCCGAUUGCACAUGCCCACCAUCAACCAAUCUUUGACGAGAUUGUCGCGCUGGCCAAGUCAGUAGGGAUUUUUGAAGACGAAGAACGGCAGGAACCUACGCCUGGUGUCCAAGUCAAGCUCCCGCAAAGUUACUUGGUAACCCCCACUCCUGCGCUGGAGUUCUUGUCUUAG
Molecule: messenger RNA, 4125 nt
Organism: Seminavis robusta
Lineage: Eukaryota; Bacillariophyta; Bacillariophyceae; Naviculales; Naviculaceae
Source: the annotation of a GenBank genome assembly